Molecule: messenger RNA, 1092 nt
Organism: Oppiella nova
Lineage: Eukaryota; Metazoa; Arthropoda; Arachnida; Sarcoptiformes; Oppiidae
Source: the annotation of a GenBank genome assembly
AUGGAUGACUUUCCUAUGGAUAAACCCCAGCUUAUGAAUUUGGCGGAAAAUCAACUGAAGAAUUAUAUUCGUCUAAAGAAUCAAUUUAGUGAUCAACAAGCUUUUGAUAAGAAUUUGUGUGAAACUAAGACUCAAUUCAUUGAGAACUCAAUUGAUUGUAGUUUUGGAGACAAUAAUGAAUUGAAUGACAAAUUAAUUGAUUUCAGAAAUUGUCAAAAAUUAUUGAAAAUUAAUGCCAAUUAUAAUGACAACCAAUUGAGUGAUGAAUCGGAAGAGCACCGGGAGAUACAGGGAUUGAAUGAAGUGUUGGACGAGAAUAGUGGUGACCCGGAAGCACAUGUUGUGUCAGAGGAUACACAAGAAGUGCAGACUUUGGACACAGAGGUCGACGAGAGAGACAGAGAUGAGACGGAAGGACCGGAAGAGGUGUCGGAAGUAGAAGAGAACGGAGAGAGUGGUGUCGGAGAGGAUGACAGAGAAGGCAACGAUAAUUGUGAACCCAUUGCCAGCACUAGUAGUUCGGGUGCUAAGAGUGUCCGCAAUGAGCGCCCAUUUGUGUGUUUUUGGCCCAAUUGUGGCAAACGAUUUGCUCAGAAACCACAUCUCAAUCAACACAAUAUGGCCGUCCAUUUAAAGCUCAAGACAUUCACGUGUGAUGUCGAGGGUUGUGGUCAACUAUUUUCUCAGAAGUCUAAUCUCCAUCAACACAAACGUUUCAAGCAUUCAGGGGAAAAGCCAUUUAAAUGUGAUUACAGUGAUUGCGGUAAAUGUUUCGCACGAAAAGAGAUUUUAAAUGAACAUAAAAAUGUCGUUCAUUUGAAGGAAAAGAGAUUUAAAUGCGAUUACAUGGAUUGUGACAAACGAUUCGCACAGAAACCCAAUUUAAAUAAACACAUAAAUGCUGUUCACUUGAAACUGAAACUAUUUGUUUGCGAUGAAGAUAAUUGCGGCAAAAAUUCGCCUCAAAGGCAGCACUUAUUGAUCGCAAAUGCAUUCAUACGGGAGAAAAGCCAUACGUUUGUGACCAUAAAGAUUGCGGCAAACGUUUGCCUGAUCCGUCAAAUUAUAGACGACAUGAACGCAAACAUUUGA